Messenger RNA from Myotis daubentonii (Daubenton's bat), 4585 nucleotides. It is a transcript of the gene OSBPL11, whose product is annotated as oxysterol binding protein like 11. The record is from RefSeq and is a predicted model, not a curated record. Gene Ontology annotation, cellular component: membrane; cytosol; Golgi apparatus. NCBI's taxonomy places the organism in Eukaryota, Metazoa, Chordata, Mammalia, Chiroptera, Vespertilionidae. Gene Ontology annotation, molecular function: sterol binding.
GGGAGCAAGCCCGCGGGUGGAUGACCCCCGUGGGGCUGUGGGUGGGGCGGCGGUGUUCACUUUGAGGGCUGGAGCGAGGGCGUGGGACUCUCUCGCCUCUCGAACACGGUCGAGGGCCCAGCACCGGGCCGGUUGGAGGAAGGCACCCCGAACGGCUCGCCUCUGGCGGAAGGAGAGGUGGCCCUGGGAGCCGGCGUCCCGCCCCCGGCGGUCUCCUUCCCCGACCCUCCUCCUCCUGGACUGCGCGGGCGGCACCCACUCGGGCUCGAGGGCUGCGGCGGGAACCGCCUAGGCGGCCGGACCGGGCCCUCCCCCGGAGGACGUGCCGGAGAAGAGGGCGCGCGGCGGUGCGUCCGUCCGCCCCGAGGUCAGGCCGCCGGUCCCGGUCCGUGGUCCUCUGGCCUUUGCCCGGCCCUCUUGGCACCGGCCCCCGACUUGCCCGCGUUGCCUCUGCUCCGAGUAUGCCACCAAGCCCUCUGGCGGGGUGACUGUUCCUCGCGGCGCUGCCGGGAAGGAGAUCCAUGUUGAAAGGCUCCUGUCCGCGUUCCCCUCGCCCGCUGGAAAGUUCCCCUCCAGUGGAACGCUUGUCUUCCUCCCCGGGACCCUCUGAUGGGUGCCCCUCCGGCCACCGUCUGAUUUAGCUCGGGGGAUCCCCUGAGGUCCGAUCUUCGGAACCAUCACCCACACAAGGGCACGGUCGUUCUCCGCGCCCAAGAAGGGCAAAUGGACUUUGGAGUUAAGAUGCAGGGGGUUGACCCCGUGUCAACCAUGAACGUCUCAGAGAGUGAGGGAAAGCUGGAGGGCCCGGCCCCGGCCCCGGCCCCGGCCCCGGCGGUGACCCCGAACAAGAACAGCAGCAGCAGCAGCGGUGGGGGUGGAAUCAGCAGCAGCAGCAGCGGCAGCAGCGGCGGCGGCGGCCGCGGCGGCAAUGCAAAAAGCUGGCAGUACAGUGAUCACAUGGAAAAUGUAUGCGGCUACUUGAUGAAGUACACCAACCUUGUCACUGGGUGGCAGUACAGAUUUUUUGUUUUAAACAAUGAAGCUGGGUUAUUGGAAUACUUUGUGAAUGAACAGUCUAGAAAUCAAAAACCCAGAGGUACUUUGCAGCUUGCAGGAGCUGUAAUAUCACCCAGUGAUGAAGACUCUCACACCUUCACUGUAAAUGCUGCCAGUGGGGAACAGUAUAAACUCAGAGCCACAGAUGCUAAAGAGCGACAGCACUGGGUUAGCAGACUUCAGAUAUGUACACAACAUCACACUGAAGCUAUUGGCAAGAAUAACCCUCCUCUGAAAUCACGGAGCUUCUCACUUGCAUCUAGUGGUAAUUCUCCUAUAUCCCAAAGGAGGCCAAGUCAAAAUACCAUUUCUUUUUUUAAUGUUGGACAUUCCAAACUACAAUCAAUGAGCAAAAGAGCUCACUUACCUCCAGACCAUCUUGUAGAAGUCAGAGAAAUGAUGUCUCAUGCUGAAGGACAACAAAGAGACUUGAUUAGACGAAUUGAAUGCCUUCCUGCUUCCGGCCAUCUUAGUUCCUUGGACCAGGAUCUCUUAAUGCUCAAAGCUACUUCCAUGGCAACUAUGAACUGCUUAAAUGACUGCUUUCAUAUUCUCCAGUUGCAGCAUGCAUCACAUCAGAAGGGCUCAUUGCCUUCAGGAACGACAAUCGAGUGGUUAGAACCAAAGAUACCUUUAUCAAACCACUAUAAAAAUGGAGCUGACCAGCCCUUUGCAGCCGAGCAGAGUAAGCCAAUGGCAGUCCCAGAAGAGCAGUGUGUUGCGGAAUCUGGACUAUUAGCAAGGGAACCUGAAGAAAUAAAUACAGAUGAUGAGGUGGAGGAUACCUGUGACAACAAGGAGGAUGACCUGGGAGCUGUGGAAGAGCAACGCAGUGUUAUCCUACAUCUCUUGUCACAGCUCAAGCUGGGCAUGGAUUUAACAAGAGUGGUGCUUCCUACAUUUAUCCUAGAGAAGCGUUCCUUGCUGGAAAUGUAUGCAGACUUUAUGUCUCAUCCAGAUCUAUUUAUAGCCAUCAGUAAUGGAGCCACACCUGAGGACAGGAUGAUUCGUUUUGUUGAGUACUACCUUACCUCAUUUCAUGAAGGCCGUAAGGGAGCCAUUGCUAAGAAACCGUACAAUCCUAUCAUUGGAGAAACAUUUCACUGUUCCUGGAAGAUGCCAAAAAGCGAAGUAGCAUCCAGUGUUACUAGCAACUCUUCCACCCAGGCAGUCACAAAUCAUGCUCCUCUAUCAGAAGAGGCUUUAAGCCCGGUCGGACCAGACUGCUAUACAGUCAGAUUUGUUGCUGAACAAGUUUCCCAUCAUCCUCCAGUGUCAGGAUUUUAUGCAGAAUGUGCAGAGAGGAAGAUGUGUGUAAAUGCUCAUGUCUGGACUAAGAGCAAAUUCUUAGGCAUGUCGAUAGGCGUGACGAUGGUUGGAGAAGGUAUCCUUAGUCUAUUGGAGCAUGGAGAAGAGUAUACAUUUUCUCUACCUUGUGCAUAUGCCCGGUCAAUUUUAACUGUUCCUUGGGUGGAACUGGGUGGCAAAGUCAGUGUCAACUGUGCAAAAACUGGUUAUUCAGCCAGCAUCACUUUUCAUACUAAGCCAUUUUAUGGUGGCAAACUGCACCGGGUUACCGGUGAAGUAAAGCACAAUAGUAGCAACACUGUGGUAUGCAAAGUGCAAGGGGAAUGGAAUAGUGUUCUUGAGUUCACUUACAGCAAUGGAGAGACAAAGAAUGUGGACUUGACUAAAUUGGCAGUGACGAAGAAAAGGGUAAGACCUCUGGAGCAGCAGGACCCAUUUGAAUCCAGGCGAUUGUGGAAAAAUGUGACUGACUCUCUGAGGGAAUCUGAAAUUGAUAAGGCCACAGAGCAUAAACGCACCCUGGAAGAACGCCAGAGGGCUGAAGAAAGGCAUCGUAUUGAAACGGGCACACCCUGGAAAACCAAGUACUUUAUUAAAGAGGGAGAUGGCUGGGUUUAUCACAAACCCCUUUGGAAAAUAAUUCCAACAACACAACCAGCAGAGUGACACACACUAAGACUCAACCAAAUGAAAUUCUUCUCUGUUUACCCAAACCCUCCCAGAAUGGAGUUAUUGCACUGAGUGACCUACUUCCUGAUUGCAGACUGAAACUAGCUAAACAUGAAUGUAUCUAUUAGGGCACCAUAGAACUACAGCGAGACCAAAGUGUUGAAGAAGCACUAUGGACCUCUCACCAACCUGUCCAUGUGACGUGAGCAAUAUCAUCUGAAAACCUUCCACCUGACUUGUUAGAUGAUUGAUCUUUAUCUAGUUCCUAUUCCUAAAGCUAAAUUUAAAUCCCCUGUUUUUGCAUGGGGGCAGCAGAUAAACACAACAGUGAAAAACUCAAUGACUUUCAUUUCUUUAUAGUGAAAAGUGAAGUCUCUUUCAGAGUCUAUGCUUUGCUUUCUGUCAAUAACUUAAGUAUUCACUACCCAUAAACCAAGAGGAGGAGAAAGACGACCCAGAAGUGGAUUCAGCCAUUGUGCCUGAAAUCAGUGUUAAAAAAAAAAAUCAACCAGGUCGUACUAACAAGGCAUUCUGUUCCUUCAAAGAGACUGUGUGCUUGUGUCAGGAUCUUAUGCAUUAUCCACCUCUGUCGGAACUCUCUUUUGAUUCAAAUUAUAACCAUGGAGAACUUUUUCUUCUGAGCAUUUUAAUAUACUUGAAAACAACAUUGACUUGAAAAAUUUCAGAACAUUUUUCAAUACCUAGUUUUAUUAAAUAUUUCACUUGAGAGACAAUUUUUUAAAUGUGUUCAUGUCAAUAUGAUGAGAUUUUGGUCUUAAGAACUGAGGCAUUAAAGAACAUAGCAGAUAUUAAGAAAUAAAACUGUUACCUUUUUCCACUUGUAGGUUAAUAUACAGUAUUAUGUGUUACCCUCUGGAUGAGUAUGCUUUAUCGUACCUCUGUUCACUCAAAAUUUAAAACAACUGUUCCUAUUUGUCAGUAAUUCAGAAGUUAUAUAUGUGACUGAGAGCGUGUAUAGUAUGGUUUUAUUUUCUUUUCAACUCAAAUGCUGAAGAAAGAGCAUGAAAUUAAAAGGUACAAGGAAAUUAUAUCCAGGUACAAAUCUUUUUAAAUAAGUGUUUUAUUGAGGUUAAAGAAUUUCUGGCAACUAAAAGAAUAGUGCUAAUUACAGCUCUCAUCAUUCAUUCAAGUAUUUAUUGAGUACCUACUUAUGGUGCUUAAUACUUGUUACUGCAAGCUACCUUAAUUUUCCAAGAGUGGUGCCUUAUUCUGUUUCUUCUGAUGUGGUCUUCCAAUCAGUGUGUGUAAUAUAUACCUGUUAUUCACCAGCCAUUGAAGGUGGCUGUAUCUGUUGCAUCAUCAUUAGAAAUUUAAGCUUUGUGCUCUGAUAAAUUGUGUUUUAUUGAAGGGGUUAAUAGGAGAAAAACAGCAAAAUAAUUUUUUCAACAAAUUGUAAAUAAUUGGUUUAUGUACAACCAUUUUAAUGAUUCCCUUGUUCAUUUUUGCUGUGAAAUGCACUGAAAAAAUCUCAAACCAAGUUAUAGUUCAUGUGUUGGGCAGAUUGAAAAAUAAUAAAACUAGAGAACAAUAA